Neomonachus schauinslandi (Hawaiian monk seal) is the source of this 5762-nucleotide messenger RNA. RefSeq names its product anosmin 1 (gene ANOS1). NCBI's taxonomy places the organism in Eukaryota, Metazoa, Chordata, Mammalia, Carnivora, Phocidae. The record is from RefSeq and is a predicted model, not a curated record. Bases 107 to 2149 code for a protein of 680 amino acids. The transcript is spliced from 14 exons. Gene Ontology annotation, molecular function: peptidase inhibitor activity; protein binding. Gene Ontology annotation, biological process: neuron differentiation. Gene Ontology annotation, cellular component: extracellular region; cell surface.
AGCGGAGUUGCGGCGGCCGCGAGGUUCCCGGCAGUGCGGCCCCGGCGCGGAGCUGGGAGCCUCGGCCAGCGCCCGGCGCCCGCGCCCGCGCCCCCGACCCGCAGCCAUGGUGCCCGGGGCGCCCGGCGCGGCCCUGACCCUCUGCCUCUGGCUGGCGGCCUCCGGGGGCUGCCUGGCUGGCGGCCCCGGCGCCGCGGCCGCUCGGCGGCUGGACGAGUCCCUGUCGGCCGUGAGCGUCCAGCGCGCCCGCUGCUCCUCCAGGUGCCUCAGCUUGCAGAUCACGCGCCUCUCCGCCUUCUUCCAGCAUUUCCAGAACAAUGGUUCCUUGAUUUGGUGCCAGAAUCACAAGCAAUGUUCUAAGUGCCUGGAGCCCUGCAAGGAGUCCUGGGACCCAAGGAAGCAGCAGUGCCAGAGCGUCUGUGAGCCUCUGUUCCCCAAGAAGAACUACGAAUGCUUGACUAGCUGUGAGUUCCUCAAGUACAUCCUGUCGGUGAAGCAGGGGGACUGCCCGGCUCCUGAGAAAGCCAGCGGAUUUGCCGCUGCCUGCGUAGAAGGUUGUGAAGCUGACAAUGAGUGCUCUGGGGUGAAGAAAUGUUGUUCGAACGGAUGUGGACACACCUGCCAGGUGCCCAAGACGCUGUACAAAGGGGUCCCCCUGAAGCCCAGAAAAGAGUUACGGUUUACAGAACUGCAGUCUGGACAGCUGGAGAUUAAGUGGUCCUCGAAAUUCAAUAUUUCCAUCGAGCCCGUGAUCUACGUGGUACAAAGAAGAUGGAAUUAUGGAAUCCAUCCUAGCGAAGACGAUGCCACCCAGUGGCAGACGGUAGCCCAGACCACAGAUGAGCGGGUCCAGCUGACUGACGUACGACCCAGCAGGUGGUACCAAUUCCGAGUGGCGGCUGUCAACGUGCACGGGACCCGAGGCUUCACGGCCCCCAGCAAACACUUCCGCUCCUCCAAAGAUCCAUCUGCACCGCCCGCGCCGGCCAACCUCCGGCUUGCAAAUUCCACCGUAAACAGUGACAACACCGUGACCGUGGCUGUGGUUUGGGAUCUCCCCGAGGAACCCGACAUCCCCGUGCACCACUACAAGGUGUUUUGGAGCUGGACGGUCAGCAGCAAAUCCCUUGUCCCCACAAAAAAGAAGCGGAGGAAGACCACGGAUGGGUCCCAGAAUUCCGUGCUCCUGGACAGACUCCAGCCGGACUACGGCUACACCGUGGAGCUGCAGGCCAUCGCAUACUGGGGGCAGACGCGCCUGAAGGGGGCCAAGGCCUCCCUGCACUUCACGCCCGUGCACGCCACUAGCCGCAAAGAGCAACUUGGGAAAACCAGAAAGAGCACGAUGCACAUGCAUCCCCCUUUCCAACGACGACGGCCUGCGCGCCUCCUGGAAAUCGGAGCCCCCUUCUAUCAAGACAACCAACUGCAGGUGAAGGUCUACUGGAAAAAGACCGAAGAUCCCAGCAUCAGCCGAUACCAUGUGUGGUGGCUCCCGGAGGUCUGUGCUCACAACAGAAGCAGCAGCGUGGAGACCUUGUCCGGCAUCACCCAGGACAAUUACAUAAUUCUUCAAGAUCUGUCGUUUUCCUGCAAAUACAAGGUGACCGUCCAGCCGGCCCGGCCCGCGGGCCGCUUGAAGGCAGAGACCGUUUUCUUUACGACGCCUCCGUGCUCAGCCCUGAAGGGGAAAAGCUACAAGCACGUUCGCUGCCCGGGCGAGGCAGGUCACGUGCCGGCCAAAGUACUCGCCAAGCCCGAGAACCUCUCUGCCUCGUUCGUCGUCCAAGAUGUGAACAUCACGGCCCACUUCUCCUGGAAGAUGGCCAAGGCCAACCUCUACCAGCCCAUGACGGGCUUUCAAGUGACCUGGGCUGAGGUCACGACCGAGAGCAGACAGAACAGCUUACCCAACAGCAUCAUCUCUCGCUCCCAGAUUCUGCCUUCGGACCAUUACGUCCUCACGGUGCCCAACCUGAGGCCGUCCACGCUGUACCGACUGGAAGUGCAGGUGCUGACCACGGGAGGCGAAGGGCCGGCCACCAUCAAAACCUUCUGGACGCCUGACCUCACGCUGCCCUCAGCGGACAGACCCCAUCUUAAACCUCGGCAUCCUCAUCGUUACAAGCCUUCUCCAGAAAGAUACUAAACAGCUCAAUGUGUGAGAAUCGAAGAACGAACAAGCUGGUUGAGCUUCACGGUGCAGACAUGCUGCUACGAAGCCAGCAGGUGCCCUGCGUGACCUCCCUCUCCCAUGUAACCUUGUGCUCUGGGUCCCUCUGCCCAUCUCAACGCAGCUGGAAAGGAGUGACUCACAGCCGGUGGGGUUGGACACCCACUUGCCAGAAUGGAGGCCCAUCGAACCUGAAAUCGGAAUAUCCACGAAUGAGCCUCUACUGAAUAAUUGCACAGAUGAGAUCUCCCUGGAUUCGGAGCAGCAAAUUCUCAGAACAAAUCAAUGUAACAAACACACAGUGCAUACACAUACUAAGCAUAACGUAUAUCAAUAAAACAUUUUUAAAUUAAAUAAUUGCUUUGAUUUGCAAAAUCAAAUAAGGUGAUGCAGUUUGUAAGCCCUAUGUAUUCAAAUCUUUCGUAAGAUGAUUUAUAUAAUGUGUGAUUUAUUCUUAACCUCAAAUACAUAGCAAUUAAGUUCCCUCUACGAUUGUCCACACCUGCAGCCCCUGAGCCCCAUUCACACGAAGGCGAAUGAGCAUCUCGUGUGUGAGCUAUGCUUUACGAAAGGCGCCCAAAGCAGGGAGCAUUCAGCGAAUCCGCUGCUAUCCACAGUCUGCCUCGGAGAAAUGAAAAUGCUUUUCUGGGGAUACGUUUUCAUGCUUCAUCCUGUAAAAUGAGAGACCUCUCCGAUACGUUUUCUUAUUUAUAUUUUCCUUUUUCCCUCCAUGCAGAAAAGAGCUGCUGGUACACUUUGUUUUACCACUUCAUGUAUCUCAAAAUUUACAGAGCCUUUUGCUUGAAGUGAGAAUCCCAACUGUUGAAUAUUUUCCAAUCUCUACUAAGAUUUGCCUUUUCUUAAUCAAAGUAAGCUAUCUGAAUGCUAGAAUAUUCUCGGUAACGUAGGACAAGAGGCUUUGAUUGAUAGAGGACAGCUAUUUGCUUGCCUUUAUUCUUUCAAACCUAUUCUGUGCGACUGCUUGGCUCCAAACGACCCUUCCUAGCAUCAUCAGUCCGUGGUGCUGCCAAGCACUGGGGCAGCCUUCCACCCAGAAACAUUCGGUUUCAACCAAGUUUUUCUUGAGGGAAUAGCCACAGAUGUGGUUUGGAAUAGGCAUCUGUGUAUGUCUAUGUACGUGUGUGUGUGCGCGCGCGCGCACACACACACACCUUGAGUGUGACUCACAGCGGAAAUUCUCUUCACGGCUCACCAAUGGUGCAGAAAGAUCCGGUUCUUGUAAAGGGAAGGGUCAUGUAUUUUUCCCGUCGGUGUUUAUUCUGUGAGGAAAGAGCAAUUUAUCAGCAUUUCAACAUCUUAAAGGAACGGCUUCCUCCACUCAUUGCGCAGCUAACUCAAUCGGGGAAACGUCUGGGACCAUUUUCUUGGGUUACGAUGGUAGCACCGGGUACCUGCCGUGUUGUGGGUUUCUGGAAGCGCGCAGAUGCAGACGUGCAAACAUGCUACAAACGUGCUACAAAAUGGAGACAGAGUAUUUUUAUUAUCAGAUGGGUGCGUAUCUUUAGGAAACGCGGUCUGUACCCAUGGAUACGUGGAAACAGAGAGUAAAAACUGUCUCCUGGGUAGCAAAGAGUUACAGUGAUGAUGCGGGCAAUGUUUUGUAGCUUCGUACAAGUGACCCUCGUGGGAAAGACCAGCGUGAAGGUGCAUGGGCUUCCAAAUGCUUGUCCGCGGCUCCUGACGCGGUCCGGACGGACUCAGCCCCAUGAGGUCCAAAGUCCCCUGGUUUCUCACGGAGAGAACCAGAAGCACCCCUCGUUUCCAACCACCCCAAGCUUGACCCAACACCACAGGUAUCUCCGCGGAAACUAGGAUUUACGCCAGUGCCAUGGGCUGCAUCUGAAUGUCAAGUUCUCAAAUUUUCACAAAUGAAGACGUCUAAUAUUGGCUACAAGUUUAUCUUUACCCUGAAUUUGUCACGAACAAAUCCAGUAUUUGUGCCAGCAAAUUUCUGUACUGUUGUAUAGUUCAAAAUGCAGGAGUAUACACACAUAGAUACGAAAUAUUAUUAAAUUAUUAUGUAAGUUUGAUUUUAUAAGGUUUAGUUAUGUGUCUUUUGUCUGGACAAUAGACAAUGAGCAAAUACAUUUUUAGUUUGGAUGAAGGUUCUGAAGCUUACACCUUCCUUACAAAAUCGAAAGCUGCUCCUGUGAGCAUCUCAUUCUGCAAUAACAAAACCUAAAUUUUAUUCACACAGUUGGAAGAAAAAUGCUGUUAAUUAGAUGAUUAAGGAAACAGGGGUUUCUUUUAUGAACUUCAAUGACCUUCAAUAAUAUGCGAAUCGGCCAGGAUAUAAUUACUUUCUUUUUUUAAUUUAAAAAAUUUGACUGCCCUAAUAAAGGGAUACAAUCUAUGGGUUUUUUUUCUUUAAACAUUGUUUUAGUGGCUAAGUCUCUGUCUUAUUAAAAUUAAAUGCGUCUCUCUCAUAGGAGACACAUUGUCUCUCCUAGGAGAAAAUAUAUAUUCAGUGAUAUUUACUUUUACCGAUGGAGCCCAAAGUUCAAGUGUAAAGGUAUGUCUGCAUGCUAGGAACCUGAACGAACCUAUAAGUAAUCACACAGAGCGGGCUUUGUCCACGUCUGUGUGGCUGGCAGGGGGGCCCCAGCCGCGCACCAUAGGGGGCCCAGCGGCAGCUCUGGCCUCACCCACCACAUGCCAGUGCCCCCAAGUUGUGACAGCCCACAGUUCUCCACACAUUGCCCACUCGCACCUGGGGGAGUAAGCCUCCCCUGGUUGAGAAUCCGUGCACCGGAGAGGGAGUGAUCUUUACUAAACACGGGAGAAUCUGCCUCGUAUGAGGGACCCAGGAAACUGUAGGAGCCGAGCAAGAGCCGGGAACUUGGACUGCAAAGCCCUGAAUUGUGUCUUUCAUUGUGUCACUCAAACACCUGAUGGGAAGACUGAAUUCUGACGUGUCUCUAUCAUCUGAGUACAGAUAUUUUCUCCUUCGUAUCGGUCAGCGUCACGUGUGAUAAUGACUUAUUUAUUUAAUGCCCUUUCUUAUGCCUUGGGCCAUGGAUUUACUAAUUACGUUCACUCUUUCCCAUGAUUGCAAAUAGCUCUCAAUCUUGUUACACAAACCCUCACAUUGUAACCAGCACACAAAGGCUGAAUAUCUGUUGCAUGUUCUUAUAAUUCAUUUAAAAUAAUAAAUGCAUAAAGAUGGUGACUCUUACCUAUGGUUGUGCAUGGCCAGACUCCGUUUCUUGCCUCUACGGAGUAUUUUAGCAAGUUACACAAUUUACAGAGUGAUUAACAGAGGUCUGUAUGUAAAGUAAUUAUUAUUUCUUUCCUUAAUUAUACUGUAGUACGCAGAUAACAGAACAGCUACCUUCUCAUCCCAAUGGCCUAUAGAAAUCACAUCUCUUCUACUGGUCAUUUCAAGUCAAUAUUUAUUUAUGUAUGUAAUAAAAAAAAGUGAUUUUUGUGUGUGUCUGUCAUGUUAGAAGUAAUCUUGUAAAAAAAUUUUGUAAAAACAAAGUAUUGUAAAUAGUCUGAUAUUCUGUGACUCAUUAUUUUCAUGUUAGAGUUUGUACAUACUGAUUCAGUAAUAAAGCAUCCUUAAACC